AUGAGCGAGCAACUGAGAGCAAUUAUAGGCGACAAUAGCAUUAGAGUAGAAUCUCAGUCAACCACCGUUUCUCCAUUCGGAAUACUCAACGACGACAGAAUAGAGAAAGACGCAGUCUACGACUUUUCAAGCAUUUCACGUGAUAACACCUGGAUUGUAUUGAGAGCCAUUUGGGCUGCAACUAAUAGGGAAUACCUUGCAAUUGAGAAGCCAUCUGAUGAAAAGUAUGCUUAUAUCGUACAAUCUGGAUUAGGAUUCGACAGUCCAUCUGACAGCGCCGUUGUCAUCUUAUCAAGAGAAUCAUUCUGGCAGGGUGCUGGUGCAUCCGUCGAAAACCACUGGUUGAAAGCAACUACAGCAGUUGACUUUUCACCAGUCAGUGCCUUCCCUCAGAUACAAUCAUUUACAAAGAAUGAAUUGGUUGCUACAGUACACCCAUUGCGUCCUCCAAAGCCUGCCCCGGGUACCGUUUUCUAUGAAAGGUACAUCAAUGUUGUUGGUCAAUCACUCUCCUUUGUUCACAUCGACGGCACCAACACUGAACACUUUGAGUUCUACAAAAAGUGGCAAAACAGUGACAGAGUAAACGUCGGCUGGAGAGAAAAAGGUCCAGAUGAAAAGCACCAUCAGUAUAUCAAAGACAGAUUGGAAGAUAAACACAUGAUGGGUUUCAUUUUCUGCUGGAAUGGAAAACCAGCCGGAUACGGCGAGUUAGCUUGGGUGAAAGAAGAUCCUAUCAACGUUUAUUGCGGUGGUAUGGAAGAUUACGAUCAAGGUAUCCAUUUGCUCGUCGGAGAGGAAGAAUUUAGAGGAAAGGACAGAUUCGUCGCAACCGUUACGAGUAUGAUGCAUUGUUGUUUCCUUCGUGACGCCCGCACCCAGAAUGUCGUCAUUGAACCACGCGUCGAUUUGGGCUUAGGACCACGUCUCAAAGCUCUUUUGCCAGUUGAGUUGAACAGAGAGUUUGAAUUCCCUCACAAACGUGCGUUCUACUACAAGCAACGUCGCCAGCGUUUCUUCCAAGCUGCUUCCUUUGCUUAGAAUAUGAAUCGGAUAUAUAGAAUAUUUCCUUUAGGUAGAUGUAUAGACGAAUGCAUAAUAAUCUAUAAAAAUAGCACUAAGGACAUAUACUCAAACACCUAAACUUCGUUUGGCGUUCUCGUAACAUAGGUAGGAUAUCGAAACUGCUGGAACGACUUUCGCGAGUGUUGGAAUAAGACCUCUAUAGAAACCCCUAAGACCUUCAAUCGUGUAGGUCUUCUGUAGUACGUCAAAGAAACCUUUAUAUAUUUGUGGAUGGGCAGGUGUGCCGCUCGCUUGCAGUCUCGUACGAAGGAGGUUGAGUGGAUAGACUGAAGUGGCUCCAAUUGAGCCUGAUAUACUACCACAUGCGAGUAAUUCAAUGUUUGAUGGAUCUUC
Molecule: messenger RNA, 1419 nt
Organism: Wallemia mellicola CBS 633.66
Lineage: Eukaryota; Fungi; Basidiomycota; Wallemiomycetes; Wallemiales; Wallemiaceae
Exons: 4
Coding region: 1-1041 (346 amino acids)
Biological process (GO): siderophore biosynthetic process
Source: RefSeq, a predicted model, not a curated record